This is a messenger RNA of Haliotis rubra (blacklip abalone), 2151 nucleotides long. RefSeq names its product transmembrane 9 superfamily member 1-like. The transcript is spliced from 15 exons. Bases 40 to 1797 code for a protein of 585 amino acids. Lineage: Eukaryota; Metazoa; Mollusca; Gastropoda; Lepetellida; Haliotidae. Gene Ontology annotation, biological process: protein localization to membrane. Gene Ontology annotation, cellular component: membrane. The record is from RefSeq and is a predicted model, not a curated record.
GCAUUGUCACGUUUGUACACGGAAAUUAGACACUUCAAAAUGGCGAUGUUUUGGGUGUGUGUUACGUGGGCACUUCUGUUGACAACUGUCAACUGCAGAAACUACAAGGAAAACGAACAGGUCCAGCUUUAUGUGAACAAAGUGGGCCCAUACUUCAACCCCCAUGAAACAUAUCACUACUACCAACUACCUGUGUGUCGACCAGUUAAGAUUGAACAUAAAAGCCUCACCUUGGGUGAAGUUUUGGAUGGUGACCGCAUGGCAGUAUCAUUGUAUGGAUUGAAUUUUAAACGUGAUGCUGACAAGAAGGAGUUGUGUAAGGUGAUGUACUCAGAAACUGACCUGAACUUAUUGAGGAAUGCCAUAGAGGAUCUCUACUACUUCGAGUUUGUUUUAGAUGAUAUUCCUAUCCGAGGGUUUAUUGGGCACCUGGAGGAAGGUGGUUUUCUGCCCCACAACCACAAGAUCUACCUGUGGGCACAUCUCCACUUCAAUGUGGAGUACAAUGGAGAAAAUGUUAUCUAUGCCAAUGUCUCCACCAAGGAACAGCCACCAGUGUCUCUUGAUUCCGUCACCACGCCAUUUGAAGUCGCUUUCACCUACAGUGUCAAGUGGCAUAUGACAAAUUUGAAAUAUGAAGAAAGAGGAAAAAGACUUCGUGACAACAGCUUCUUCCCCAAGACUUUGGAGAUCCACUGGCUGUCGGUCAUCAACUCCAUAGUGCUGGUGUUCCUAUUGAUUGGUUUUGUGGUCAUCAUCCUGACACGGGUUCUGAAAAGUGACUUUGCUCGCUACAACCUGGAUGAGGAUGACAGUGAGGAUCUGGACCAGGACGACAAUGGCUGGAAGAUCAUACAGACUGACGUGUUCCGCUUCCCUGCAGCCAAGAAUCUUUUCUGUGCCAUCCUAGGUGUAGGAAGUCAGUUUCUGUGUCUGGCUGCUGGUAUCCUUAUGAUGGCACUGAUGGGAAUGUUCAAUGUACAUCGUCAUGGCGCCAUCAACUCUGCUGCCAUCGUCCUCUAUGCCUUCACUUCAUGCAUCAGUGGAUACGUGUCCACCAACUUCUACAAGAGAAUGGGAGGCGACAACUGGGUGUGGAUCAUCAACCUUACAUCAGCUCUGUUUGCAUUCCCCUUCUUCAUUGUGUGGUCCUUCAUCAACUCUGUUGCCUGGGCAUAUGGAACAACACAAGCCCUGCCCUGGACCACGGUCAUCAUGCUCAUGGCACUCUGGCUCUUCAUUGGCUAUCCACUGACUGUCAUUGGUGGAAUAUUUGGAAAAAACUGGGCUAAUGGGUUUGAUGCACCGGUGAGGACCAAGAAUAUUUCUCGGGAGAUUCCAUCUGUGCCAUGGUACAGGUCUGCCUUUGCUCACUGCGUUGUAGGAGGAUUCCUACCCUUCAGUGCUAUAUCUGUGGAACUGUACUACAUAUUUGCUACGCUAUGGGGCAGAGAGCAGUACACCUUGUUUGGCAUUCUGUUCAUUGUGUACGGGAUACUGCUCAGUGUUACUGCGUGUAUAUCUGUGGCCUUGACCUACUUCCAACUCUCAGCGGAGGAUUAUCGGUGGUGGUGGCGGUCAAUCUUCAGUGCUGGAUCGACUGGAGUGUUCGUGUUUCUGUAUGCUCUCUUCUACUACUUCAAGCGAUCCAACAUGUCUGGCAUGCUGCAGACUGUGGAGUUCUUCGGUUACACGUUGCUGGCCUGCUUUGUAUUUUUCCUCAUGCUCGGAACAGUCUCCUUCUUUGCUUCUCUCAAAUUUGUCCGCUACAUAUACGUGAAUCUCAAGAUGGAUUAAUGUUUGGUUGUCAUUUUAACGUGAGUGCACUUGUUGGGUGCUCAGGGUGCAGAUGUUGGUUCUGGUGAGUGAAAGGAUUGUGGUGGAGAUAUGAAUUAACUUGUAUAAGGGUAGAAUAGUGUGGGACUCAAGUUCUUCAGUUUAUUGUUAAAUCUAUUAAGUUUUCUUCCAUGAUGUUAUUCUUUGCAGUUGAAGAAUAUUCUAUUAAAUGUGGUAUUAUGAUAUGAGAAUUGUGUUUAUGUGAAACUGAGAGCGUUAACUUCUGUUUGCAUAUAUAUUUUAUAAAAUUAUGGAGAGAUAAAUAUUUUGAAAAUCAUUAAAAACCUUGACAAAAAUACAUUUAUCUACAGUGUA